Messenger RNA from Aspergillus tanneri, 1374 nucleotides. Its product is annotated as SNG1 family protein. Gene Ontology annotation, cellular component: membrane. Lineage: Eukaryota; Fungi; Ascomycota; Eurotiomycetes; Eurotiales; Aspergillaceae. The transcript is spliced from 3 exons. The record is from RefSeq and is a predicted model, not a curated record. Bases 1 to 1374 code for a protein of 457 amino acids.
AUGAGUGCCAGUGACUUGACCGAUAAGACGGAGCUUGCCGAGACCGUCGCGAAGCCUAAUGGGCCUCCUGCUGCUGUCUCAUUCUUUGACCCGGCCCUGAAAGCCGUGCGAAAUCGGGUUUUCUACCAGUGGGCUCGGACUAUACUCAUCAUGUGCGUCUUCAUCCUCUCCAUCCUGUCUCUCUUUUGGGCGUCCCAGUUCCACGUCGAACAAAACCUGCCGUCGCUGACCGUUUGGGUGGUCGAUUUUGACGGCCAGGUAGACCCCUAUCGCAACCAGGAUCAGGAUCCCAUCGUCGGCCCGGCAGUGACGGACAUCGCUACGUCGUUCAUCAAUUCCGGCACAACGACAGUCGGGUAUACAAUCAAAUCGCCGGCUGAUUUCAACUAUGACCCGUGGGCAGUGCGACAAGGAGUCUAUGACGAGCACGCCUACGCUGCCGUGAUUGUCAACGCCAACGCAACGGUCCUUCUGCGAGAUGCCGUGGCCAAGGGAAACUCCUCGUACGAUCCGACAGGGGCGGCACAAUUCGUCAUUAUCAGUGCCCGUGCUGAAAGCACUUACUCCGGCUACAUCAACCCGGCGCUAGACGCCCUGGAACGCGCCGUGCUAGCGGAAUUCGGCCCUCGCUGGGUUCAGGUCGUGGCGCAAGAGUCGCGCAAUUUCUCGAGCGUACCACAGGCCAUCAACCCGGCGAUCGGAUUCAGCACGCUUGAUCUACGACCUUUUGGGCCGGCGGUGACAACUCCCGCAGUGACAGUCGGGCUGAUUUACCUGAUCAUCAUCUCGUUCUUCAACUUCCCAUUCCUCAUGCCGGUGCACAUGCAGUUCCUAAAAGGCGACCACCCACCACUAAAGAUCGCGCAGUGGCUAGCGUGGCGAAUUAUCUCCAACAUCGUCGCGUACUUCUUCCUCUCGCUGUUUUACUCGUUCGUCUCGCUGGCAUUCCAGAUCCCAUUCUCCAACCCCCCGGCCCCGGGUACCGUCUCGGCCGCCAACCCGAACGCCUACGGAAGGGGCUCCUUCGUGGUCUUCUGGAUGCUGAACUGGGUAGGCAUGGCCGCGCUGGGCCUCCCAUGCGAAAACAUGGCCAUGGUGUUGGGGUUCCCGUGGAGUUCGUUUUUCCUGAUCUUUUGGGUUAUCACAAACGUUUCCACGGGAUUUUAUGCUCUGGAUUUGGCCCCUGGUUUCUUCCGAUGGGGAGAAGCAUGGCCUCUUCACCGUAUUGUCGAAGCCCUUCGUACAAUUCUCUUCGGGACGCAUUCCCGUAUCGGUCUUGACUUUGGCAUUCUGUUUGCAUGGAUUGCUGUGUCAAUUGCUUUUUACCCGUUUGCAGCGUUCAUCAUGCGAUGGAAGAUGAAGCAUGGGUUGUAA